GACUGCAAUCUACCACCAAACGGUGCUGGUUUAGCAUGCAUACCGUAAAGACAAACGUUUGAGAAGGUGGUGGUCAAAGGAGAUCAAAUGGAGGGUGAGCGCUACUCUCCGAAUUUGUAUGAUAAUUGUAGUCAUGCGCCGAUCGUUGAGUUGGCCUUUCUUCUCGACCACCUUCAUCGCUUUGCGUACCUUUCCUCAGCGUCGACCAGUCUCUCAUUGAGACAAGAGAGUGACACAGGAUGGGGUCAAUGCCUCUGGUCCCACCAUUAUUCCCUGCGGGCAAGGAACCAUUGCCUCCAGGGUUCACAGAGGAAGAUCGGCAAAACAUGCAGCAGGCGAAGAAGUACCAGGACUACAUGACCAUGGGUUUUGCCAUCGGUGCUUUCUUCUCUCUAAUGUCCGCAUCAUUUGCAUAUGAGGACCCACUAUUACGGGCACAGGCACAGGCUCUGAAUACACGACAGAAGGCGUCAGAGAUAUUCAAGGAGAUGGGUCGAGGUAUGUGGCGAAGUGGGAAAGGGUUCGGCAAAGUCGGAGCACUCUUUGCUGGCAUCGAAUGCGUGAUCGAAUCAUAUCGAGCCAAAAAUGACAUGGUGAAUCCAGUCGCAGCAGGAUUCGUCGCGGGAGGUGUUCUAGCUCGAAAUGGUGGACCAAAAGCUGUGGUCGGCGGUGGUCUCGCCUUUGCUGCAUUCUCUGCCGUGAUAGACCUCUUCCUACGGCGAGAGACUUCCGACGAGGACUGAGGGAAAAUAUACACUAAUGCAUUUAGACUACUCUAAUCUUUUGGAUACCAUACAUCUGUGCUAUAAUCCCAUGCUUUGACCGCGAUCUCAGACACAAUCUGAAGGACGUACGUUCCUCAUCAAGGGCGGGAAGGGGACGCAUUUUCCCCGCCAGAUUUGCCCAUGGCAUUGGCUGUACCUCUGAACGGUGCGUUGUAUCGCUGCCUUCUAUUUAUAUUCCUGCGGACUGUGUUGCUGCCACGCGUGGCUCUUGUCUAUCUAAGCUCGUUGGUAUCUCUUAGCUUUCCUCAACCUCAUUUAACUCGUCAUUCCUGGAAAAUGAGAAGCUGCAGGACCUCACGCUGCAACAUGUUGGUAAGCCAACGCAGAGCCUUUGAUCACACGUACACGUAACUAUAUCCUUUUCCGGCCCAUAUCUCGUGCUUCAAGCAAAACAUUACACCGCCAUCUGGAUACCGACGGAUUAGGAAUCCGAAAUCGCGACCAUUGAUUUAUGCACCCAGACCUUUACCGGGGAGGCCAACUCAACGCAAUGUGAUGGUAGCCAUCAUUCGGCUAUACCUCAUCUUCCAAGGGCCUAUCGACUCUCGUCUUUAAGCUGGGAUCAAUGUCAUACCUAUGAGUGCGCGAAGCUACGUACAAUAGAAGUUACAAGUGCAUAAUGCUGGACAAGAGACUUCCUCGCGUUGUUAUGCUCUUGUAUAAUUGCUUCAGCAUAGCUUGUAAGUAUUGUGGGGUAUGCUACUUUAGCGGUGACCGGAGAAUGUGCACUGCAAGCCGGCGCUAAAGAAUGUUUCCAAGAUUCGCUUUCACUGUCCAGUCAUCUACUGUACUGCGGUCUACUGCAAGUACCAAGACCACCUCUGACAUGAUCACAGCUUGUUUCAGGAUGUAAACACAUCUCCGAAUAAACAUUUAACUUUGAACAGGG
Molecule: messenger RNA, 1674 nt
Organism: Somion occarium
Lineage: Eukaryota; Fungi; Basidiomycota; Agaricomycetes; Polyporales; Cerrenaceae
Source: the annotation of a GenBank genome assembly